AUGGCGCCUUACGAGGCAUUGUAUGGUAAAAGAUGUAGGACACCUCUAUGUUGGGUAGAUUCUAGUGAGAGCAUUGCCUUAGGACCUAAGGUAGUUCAGCAGACCACUGAAAAGGUCAAGUUGAUCCAAGAAAGGAUGAGAGCAGCCCAAAGUAGGCAGAAGAGCUACUAUGAUAAGAGAAGAAAAGAUCUUGAAUUUGUUGUAGGUGAUCAUGUAUUUCUGAGAGUCACUCUGUGGACUGGGGUUGGCAGGGUGUUGAAGUCUCGUAAGCUCACACCUAGAUUCAUUGGUCCUUUUGAAAUCCUAAAGUGUGUCGGUCCAGUUGCGUAUCAGGUGGCUUUGCCACCAUCUCUCUCAAAUCUUCACAGUGUCUUCCAUAUCUCUCAGCUCAGAAAAUAUGUCCAUGAUCCAUCACACGUGAUCGAGUUGGACAAUGUCCAAGUGAAAGAGAACUUGACAUAUGAAACACAACCACUGAGGAUCGACGAUCGUAUGGUUAAGCAGCUAAGGGGGAAAGAGAUUCCCUUGGUCAAAGUAGUAUGGGGAAGUGCUUCGGGCAAGGAUGCCACCUGGGAACUAGAGGGUCAGAUGCGUGAUGCAUAUCCUACCUUAUUCGAUACCGUGACAGGAUUUCUGUCUUUGUAUGAACAUUGCAGAAGGGCUAUCUGUGAUUUCUAG
Molecule: messenger RNA, 678 nt
Organism: Glycine soja
Lineage: Eukaryota; Viridiplantae; Streptophyta; Magnoliopsida; Fabales; Fabaceae
Exons: 2
Coding region: 1-678 (225 amino acids)
Source: RefSeq, a predicted model, not a curated record